Messenger RNA from Mycena citricolor, 2708 nucleotides. The record is from the annotation of a GenBank genome assembly. Lineage: Eukaryota; Fungi; Basidiomycota; Agaricomycetes; Agaricales; Mycenaceae.
GCUACUUACACAACCUCACCUCAAAGUUACCACAAGGUUUCCAAGUUGCCUCUCUCCCUCUCAGUGGCCACUUUUCAUGAUCAAAAUACAUGAAUCUUCGGAUACUGGACUCAUUACGCGACCAUUUGCGCUGUCUGACGUGCUGAACAUCGGCUAGUGCGUACCUUAAGUUCCAGGACCGAUCAACAAGAACCCGUCACGGGCAAGCCAUGGAUCGUCGCAUAAGAGUAUGCCGUCCGGGUGAACACACAUUGACUCUGUCCCUAUUACUCUACGCCGCUGCAAAAAUGGCCGUGUUACUCGCUCCGUACAACGACGCGAUGCGGCUUGGGAUGGGCUGUGCAUCAACGACGCGGUUACGCUGGAGGGUGGUGCGCGCGUCUGCGAGCGCUGAGCGGAUUGCGCGACCGCAGUACAAGUUCGGGCAAAUGACCGGCUUGGAUGGUGGGAACGUGGACAUCAGUCAAGACGUGACAUGGACCGCCAAGUUCGUGGACAGAAUCAGCGAGGUUUCAGACAGCCUGAACAUCAAAUGUGACGCAGUUGGCGGUGGCGGAAAGGCCUCCGCCUCGUUCAUCGACACGAACAAGUUCCAAGAGAGCGAUAUCAACUAUUUCAUCCAAGUGCGCGUCACGAACCAGCUGCGCACGGCACCCGAUCUCAUUGAAUUCGCCCUAUACCUCCAGCGCGUCUCGAGUCGUUUCGAAAUCCAGGCCAUGCUUACCCCGGACACAGGUUUCACUGAAGGCGGCGAAUUCAACGCUCUCAUCUCCAUCAAGCUGAAAGACCGCUCGAAGACGAAGGAAAUCAAAGGGGACCUCGAGGUUAACAUGAACUUCUCGGCGGUCUCGGUAUCUGGGAAGGGCGCGUUGGAGAAGAAGGACGCGAGCAAGGGGAUCGAGGGGGAGACGACCAUUGCCGUUUCUUGGAAGGGCGGUGGAGACAUCAAGGAUGCGACGGUCUCGGACUGGACGCUCUCCUCGCUGAAGAGUGUGGCAAUGGAGUUCCCAGAACAUGUGAUGGCAUGUCCCCUCAAAACAAAGUGCGUGUAUGCGGCUACGCGUCUCGAACCAAAGAUAAUCGUAGAUCAGCGCCAUACUGACAAAGUACACGAGUUUGAAGAGUUUCUACACGAAGAGUAUUCAGGGGUCUCCGCUGGGUGUGAUGACUUUUCUGACCUUGUCUCUGUUGCCUUGCGCGCUGACGAUUUUACAGACUACGAGAAUGCUGGGGUAUACUCCUCUGCGCUCCUCGAUGCUUACAUGGACUACAAAGUUAUGUGGCGCAACAUCCAGCAAGCGACAUGGGAAAUCGAACAGAACCAGACAGGAACACUCACCAACGACUCUUCCACGCAAUUGAAAGAGCUGGCAACUGGGGCCAAGGCCAAUUACGAGGCGCAACUGGCGAAAUACAAAGCGAAGCGCGCCCGACUGGAGCAACAAGCAAAGGAACAAAGUGCUCUAGCACAGCCUUCGAACCCUGAUCCUAGCAGCGGCAGCACUUUGCUCAUCGAGAACAAGCCCAUCCAGAGCAGUAGCCCUCAACCUGACAAUGCUCCCUCUGAGGCGGUUAUUGCUUCUGCACCUUUGCCGACAUCAGUAUCCACAGUGCAGGCACCGGUAUCCUCAGUGUCGACACCAACUACGACAGUGCCAGCUCCAGUGACGCCAGCGCCGGCACGCGUAGCCCCGUAUGUUCCUCCCCUACUGAUUGGGAUCGAAGCCGAAGAGCCGCUGCCUCCCAACGACCUCAAUCCAUACACCUACACCACGUUUUCACUCGACAAGGCCCGGAGAGACUGUCGGUUCGAGAUGAUCAAGAUCGUUCGCGAAGUAGAUGCCGUCGCUGCUGAUCCCAAAGUUGCUUGUGAUCCGGAUCGUUCCUGGCAGUAUCUCAGCCCGGCCGUAUUCCGCAUUCUGCUUCCAGUACGCGCUGACGCUGAAGCGGCCAAAGCCAAGCUGCUGCUCGAUGAGAAGCAGAAAAAGGAACUCGCUGCUGGCGUUCCUCAGACAGAAAAGGACAAAGAGAUUGAAAAACUUGAGCUCGAGCUCAAGGAUGCAAAGUACAAGCGGCUAAUGGCUGAACGUGAGGUGGCCGCGAUGCGAGCGGCGGUGGGUCCCAUAGAAACUUUGAAGAGUCCGCAUAUUCCUUGGUGUCCUGUACCAGUUCGCACUCCCAUCCGAAUUUUCAACGCGUACACGAAACAGUGCCUCCAAUACUCCAAUUUCCAGCGCGCUCGACAAGAUCCGCCGAUAUUGUCCCAAGCCAAACCGGUUCUGAACGCCGACCAACGGUUCUAUAUCUGCCCAGUUGGCCCGCGAGCAUUUUCGAUCCUCCACAUCGCAGCCGACAUGUUCCUGGCGACCGCCAGCCAGGAUUCGGACCUGAUCACGAUGGCUGAGUUCCCUACCUUUGUCUCAUUCGAGCCGACGCCCGGAAUCGGGAACCCCGCUACAAUGACGUUGAUACAUCUGGCUGACACGCCCGGCCACACGAUCAGCCUGAAUUACGACGGCAACAAGCUCAUCAAGAACACAAGGAAUAAGUCUGAAAUUGACAGCUGGAUUAUCAAGGACUGGAAUGAACUCGCCGCUUGACGCGUGUGCUUCACGCCCCCGAAGCUGUACUCUAUAGCACAUGCACAAACAUGUAACGAUAACGCGAUCACGUGUAAAUCACUAAUUGCCUCUUCCUGGUACUUUGCC